AUGGAAAAAGAAGUACGACAAUUAAAUGAUCUAUUGAAGAUACUUAUUGAUGUUAGUGACAAAGCAGAGUUAUUACGUUCAAAAAUAGAACAAUUCAAGCAAGAAGACAUACGUUUGUAUCGUUUUCAUCAAAGACUAAUUGUUAAGAUCGCAAACAUUUGUAUCGCUCUCGAAGCCAUAGCAAGUGGCAAGGUGGAUCCAUCUAGCGGUGGCGGUAAAUUGAAUACAAGUGCAAUGGUGUUUGAAUUACUCGGUCAAACAUUAUCACUUGUACCGAUGUUCGGCAGUGCGCCAGGACAAGUUGGUGCAGUAGUCAGCUCUGUGCUAAAUUAUAUUGACAAAAUUCGUCAAAUAAAUAUAGCAACACGUAUUGCUAAUAUGUUUACUAUGUUCGACAUGUGGCAUAUAACACAAGAGAUGACGAUCAAAUUAACUGAAAUGUAUCAUUUUCAAAUUUCAAAAAUAUCUGCUGAAACGAAAUAUCCAAUAGAAGCGACAGAACCAGAGUCAGAUUCUCAAAAGAAAAAUUGUGCAUUAUAUUGCUGUAAGAUAGAAUCAAUACCGCACAAAAUAACAGCAAAAGAGAAAUCAUACAUGAAUGAACAAGUAGCUGAGUUUGGUGUCGCUCUCUUACUAGACGGCAUCAGCGUCAAAUGUGUGAAUGCUGAGGAUCAGACCGACUUAAGUACCCAAUUUGUCAAAUGUGUGUGCACUGGUGAAGAUUUUGGACUGCUUUCCUUUUUCAAAGAUCCAGAAAUAGAAACAAUAGAUAAAGAGAAGAAAUGGACUAUGUAUGGGUUUUUUCGGAAAAUUGGCAUUAAAACGAAAGAACAUGAUCAAUAUGGAGGCGAAGUUGUCGAUACGAAUACGUACGGAUUUUGGAACGGCACAAAGCAAGAAGCAGAAGAACUUCAAUUAAAAUGA
Molecule: messenger RNA, 924 nt
Organism: Rotaria sp. Silwood2
Lineage: Eukaryota; Metazoa; Rotifera; Eurotatoria; Philodinida; Philodinidae
Source: the annotation of a GenBank genome assembly